This is a messenger RNA of Humulus lupulus (European hop), 2157 nucleotides long. RefSeq names its product receptor-like protein EIX1. The transcript has 4 exons. Gene Ontology annotation, molecular function: protein binding. Lineage: Eukaryota; Viridiplantae; Streptophyta; Magnoliopsida; Rosales; Cannabaceae. Bases 1 to 2157 code for a protein of 718 amino acids. The record is from RefSeq and is a predicted model, not a curated record.
AUGGGUGGUGAAAUUGGUCCCUCCUUAGUUGAUUUGCAACAUUUGAUGUACUUAGAUCUUAGUUGCAAUAACUUCAGUAAAAUUCCCAAGUUUAUUGGUUCUUUAACUAAACUCAAGUAUCUCAACUUUGAACAAAAUCCUAUCGUCGAUGCUUUUCCUUUCCAGCUUGGGAAUCUCACUAAGUUACAAGUUCUCAAUCUUGAUAUUGACAAUUAUGGUCUCAUGAUUGAUAAUAAUCUUGAAUGGCUUUCUCAUCUCUCUUCCCUAAAAAUCUUUAAACUGAGUAACACCAAUUUCACCAAAGCCACAAAUUGGUUUCAAUCCAUUAAAACUGCUCCCUCUUUGUCAAGUUUAAGAUUAUAUAAUUGUCUUUUUCCGACAAUAGAUGUCAUCAACAAAAGCUCUUCAAAUUCUCUCACAAAACUUGACAUUGUAUACAAUACCAUACAUCCUAAGACAAUUCCAUGGUUGCUCAAUAUAAGUAGCAAUCUCUUUAGUUUGACCUUUUUGGAAAAUGAAGUAAGAGGUCCACUUCCAAAUUGUUUUCAAAACAUAAGAACUCUUGCACACAUUGACCUGUCAUACAAUGAAUUUGUUGGUGGAAUACCAAAAUCAUUGGGAAGUCUUUGCAAUCUUCAAGAGCUCUCUCUGUCAGAGAAUAAUUUCAAUACAACACUUCCGGAUGUUUUAGAAAGCCUUAGAGGUUGUGCUAAAGAUUCUUUAGAAAUAUUGGAUUUAAGAUCAAACCAAUUAAAAGGAUCCUUUCCAAUUUCGAAAUUGUUAUCCCAAAAAUUUGAAAAGAAUGAUGUGGCAGUAGAAUUGACACAUGGCAUGGAAGGACCGUUGCUGCAUCUUUCAAAAUUUUCAUCCCUAAGAUUGUUGGAUGUCUCUUACAAUAAGCUUAAUGGUACCUUACCGGAAGAUAUUGGCAAGCUUCAUCAUCUUAAGAUUAUGUUUCUCAAUUGGACCUCUUUCACUGGUACUUUAACUGAAGCUAUUGGUGAGCUCCAACAUCUUGAGAAUUUAGAUGUCUCUUCAAACACUUUCACGGGACUUGUCACUGAAGUUCACUUUAAAAGACUUUCCAACUUGAAAAGGCUUUCUUUUUUGGAUAACCCCUUAACAUUGACCUUCAACUCUACUUGGGUUCCACCAUUUCAACUAGUUGAUGUACUAUUGGGGUCAUGCAAGUUAGGUCCACAAUUUCCUACUUGGCUCAAAACCCAAAAAAAACUCUCCUAUCUUGACAUUUCUAACGCUCAAAUUUAUGAUAAGAUUCCAAAUUGGUUUUCUAAUCAAACUUUUGAGUUGAAGUUUCUAAAUCCGUCUUCAAAUGAAUUAUAUGGUCCUAUUCCAACUUAUCUAUCAAAUGUGAAGACAUUCCUUCUCGAUUGUCAUUUGAAUUUAAAGAAUUUGACUGUUCUGAAAUUAGAUAACAACAAUUUCUUUGGAGAAAUUCCAAGAUCAAUCAGUUUGUUAUAUGGAAUUCAAUAUUUUCUUUUGGGGCACAAUAAUUUCUUUGGAAAUCUUCCUUCAUCCUUACAAAAUUGUACGCAACUUAAGAUUCUUGAUGUCGAGGAUAAUAAUCUUGAAGGAAAUAUACCAACUUGGAUUGGGAAAAGACUAACAAAUUUGAUUUUCCUUCGACUAAAAUCAAAUAAUCUUUUUGGAGCCAUACCAUCAAAUCUAUGUCAUCUUCAAUUUGUUCAAAAAUUUGACAUUUCCAUGAAUAAUAUAGGUGGACAUAUUCCUUCAUCCAUAAAAAAUUUCUCCUCAACAACAGAUAAACGAGACGAUUUUCAAGUAAGUAACAUGCAGAUACAUGUUAACUUAGAUGAAAAUACUGGUCUAAACUAUGAAAUGGAUACAUUUAUUAUCUGGAAAGGAGUCAACCGACGAUACGGAGAGAUUCUAGGAUUAAUAAAACUAGUUGAUCUAUCAAGUAAUAAAUUGAAUGGAAAAAUUCCCGAGGAGUUAACAAAUCUUGUUGAAUUGAUUGAACUCAACAUUUCGAAGAAUAAUUUGAGUGGAGCUAUCCCAACGGAUAUUGGGAACUUGAAGAAGUUAGAGUCACUAGAUUUAUCACACAACAAAUUUUCUAGUGGAGACUUACCUUCUUCAAUAUUGUUGAUUCGUUUGGAGAUUGUUUAUAUGUGA